Molecule: messenger RNA, 381 nt
Organism: Guillardia theta CCMP2712
Lineage: Eukaryota; Cryptophyceae; Pyrenomonadales; Geminigeraceae
Exons: 4
Cellular component (GO): endoplasmic reticulum
Source: RefSeq, a predicted model, not a curated record
CCUGCGACGAUCUUUGUUGACCUACAGGUCGUCCUGCCCAAGAAGUUCUUCCCGGCGUUUGCAAGGAGAUCCUUUGACUUCUAUAUCGACACAUUCAAGGAUCCCCUGCUGACAAGCAGGCCCUUGUGGUUCAAGAGCCUCAUCAUGGCUGAAGUUGUCUUCCAGCUCCCUUUCUUCUUCGUCGCCCUCUACGCAUUUCGAACCAGAGCCAACUGGAUCCGAGUCCCUUCCAUCGUGUACGCCGCGCACGCCUGCACCCAGAUGGUUCCUAUCUUGGGCUCAGUGUGGUUUGAUGAAGCUGUUCCCAAAGAGAAGAGGACGGUGCUGUCUUGUAUCUACCUCCCCUACUUUGCGAUCCCGCUGUGGUUGCUAGUGCGCAUG